This is a messenger RNA of Musca domestica (house fly), 1177 nucleotides long. RefSeq lists its product as uncharacterized. The record is from RefSeq and is a predicted model, not a curated record. Lineage: Eukaryota; Metazoa; Arthropoda; Insecta; Diptera; Muscidae. The transcript has 2 exons. Bases 260 to 1177 code for a protein of 305 amino acids.
ACCGUUCAGAACAAGAAUAAAAUUCUAUUUGCUCCACCGCUUAAAAAAAUCAAUUGCCUUUUCUUUUCUAAAUAUCAAUUACAAUCACAAGAGUUACCACCGCAAAUAUUUACACCGCUACAGUCCAUUCUCCACGGCCAACUCCCGCGAAUGUACAUGGUCCUCACGAGCCUCUAAGGAAUUGGAAAGUUUUUUAAAUUAUCCGGAUUACGUCCACCGCUUUACUCGAAGAUUUCCUGGAGAAGAAGUUCAUUAAGACAUGGAUAAAGGUAACGUUUCUAGCUUGCCCAAAUGCCGUAUCUGCCACGAGAGGCACUUUAUAAAAUCAUGCCUUACUUUCCAAAAUAUGAGCGUUACAAAACGUCGACAUGAGGCACGUCAAAAAGGUUUUUGCUUCAAUUGUCUGUGUACGGCUCAUACCCGCGAAUGGUGCCCAAGCCGUAAAACUUGCAUGGUAUGUCAUAAGGGUCAUCAUACCUUGCUACACAUCGAUGCUAAACCCAACAAUCAUUCCUCCUCCAAAUCGACCCCAAAAAACCGCUCAUCAUCACGAAGUUGCAGCCUUGAACCUCCAACCGCCAAAAACCAACAAAGUCGUCCAGCGAAACAACAAAACCGUCCAUCAGCCCACACAUCAAAACGAUCUACUUCAACAUCAACGCAACGCCGUCACUCCAACGUUAGUGACAGACUAAGUUCUCGAACCAAAUCGCAUGUGUUUUUACCCACAGUUCUUGCAAAGGUGAUUACUGUAGAAGGUUGCGACAAAGUCCGAUUGCUGAUGAACUCAGGAUCAACGCAAACUGCAAUUUCAACCAAAUUGGUGGAGCGACUUCAGUUACCACUUACACAGAGGGCUGGAAAGACUUUUACUGCCAUAAACUUGCAAUCUUUCCAUGACGAGUCCGUUAAAAUACACAUCACUGGCGAAGUCCAAAAUCCAUUGCACAUUAGCACCCCGGAAUCGACGAAAGAUAAAAAGCACCUAUCAAUAUACAACCACCUAACGGAUCUGGCAGAUCCACAUUUCUUUAACCCUAUCAAUAUAGAAAUCAUGAUAGCAAACGAUCAAAUUCCAAAAAUUCUAAGAGCCGGCCUAAUUCAAACCACAACCAACAUGCCAAUUGCCCAAAGUUCAGCCUUCGGUUGGAUCAUAUCCGGAAGCUGCCAAGUUUGA